Messenger RNA from Episyrphus balteatus (marmalade hoverfly), 1572 nucleotides. RefSeq lists its product as uncharacterized. NCBI's taxonomy places the organism in Eukaryota, Metazoa, Arthropoda, Insecta, Diptera, Syrphidae. Gene Ontology annotation, molecular function: nucleic acid binding. The coding region runs from base 1 to 1572 and encodes 523 amino acids. The record is from RefSeq and is a predicted model, not a curated record. The transcript has 3 exons.
AUGAAAGCUCUACAAAUACAUGGUUUUUCUGAUGCUUCUAUGAAAGCAUAUGGUUGUUGCCUGUACGCCCGUUGUGUGGAUGAGUUUGGUAACGUAUCUGUGAGGCUGAUAACUGGUAAGUCGAGAGUUGCUCCUACAAGAAUACAAUCCAUACCGCGCUUAGAGCUUUGUGGUGCUCAACUGUUGGCAAAAUUGUUUAAAAAGGUUGAAGAGGCAAUAAAAGUAGAAUGUAGCCAAGUUUUCUUUUGGGUGGAUUCCGAAAUUGUUCUUUAUUGGAUUUCGUCCUCAAGUAGUCUGCACGGAACGUUCGUAGCUAAUAGAGUAAGUGACGUUCAGUCUCUAACCUCAAAUGUUUGCUGGAGACAUGUUAGAUCAGAAAACAACCCUGCUGAUCUUGUAUCGCGAGGAAGUCUUGUCCAAGACUUGAAUUCAUCAAUUUGGUUUGAUGGUCCUGAAUUUUUAAAAUAUCCUCCAAACCAAUGGCCAGAAAAUCCAAAGGUCGAUCAAUUGAAUCUCGACUCUUCAAUAUUAGAAACAAAAAAGAUAAAAACGGUGUUAGUCUGUUUCCAAGUCGAUACGGAAUUUUUGGAACGCCUGGGAAAAUACAGUGACAUAAGAAAAACAGUUCGAAUAAUUGCCUAUAUCCUGCGAUUUCGCAAAAUAUCGAAGGGAAAAAAUGAAUUGAAGGGUACACCACUUUCUGCAGAUGAAUUGAACGAGGCUACCAUGUCUCUGGUGUGCAAAACUAUCUCCAUUCCUGGAUGUUACAGCAGGGAGUUACUUCGCGUUGGAGGUCGUAUUCGAAAUUCUGAUGAGAAUUACGACGUUAAAUUUCCUAUUAUUUUGCCAGGUGAUAGUCAUUUUGUUAAGCAGUACAUUCGACAUCUUCACAUUCAAAACUAUCACGCAGGACCUCAAGCUCUUUUAGGUUUUAUAAGAGAUAGAUUUUGGGUUACCAACGCACGACCCUUAGUAAGAUCGAUGAUCUUCAAAUGUGUUCAUUGUAAUAAAUACAAACCAAAAUUAUGUGACCAAGUAAUGGGAAAUUUACCUAAAGAUCGAGUUACACCUGGUAGACCAUUCGAAAUCUGUGGUGUUGAUUUCUGCGGACCCAUGCUAACCUCUUGGAAGAUUCGUGGCAAGGUGCCAUACAAAUCAUACGUUUCUGUAUUUGUAUGUUUUGUUACAAAAGCAGUUCAUUUGGAACUUGUUUCCGAUCUUAGCUCUGAUGCAUUUAUUGCAGCCCUCAAGAGGUUGAUAGAUAAGGGAAUCCAGUUCGAGUUCAUUCCACCUCGAGCACCCCAUUUCGGUGGUAUCUGGGAGGUAGCGGUAAAGUCGGCAGAAACUCUACUCACGAGAACCUUUGGAGGCGCUAUUCUUACCUUUGAAGAGCUCAACACUGCACUUGUUGAAGUUGAAGCCAUACUAAAUUCAAGGCCGAUUACAGCGAUGUCGUCAGAUCCAUCAGAUUUCACCGCUCUGACACCUGGCCAUUUUUUGAUUGGCUGUCCAAUUAAUUCCUUUCCGGAACCGGAAAGAAACAUUAAUCAAAUUUCUUUUCUUCAUAGGUAG